AUGCUGCGCAAGUCGGGCACCCAGCGCCGGCAGCCGGCGUUGUGGCGGCGGUGCCGCAGCCUCCGGCAGAUCAAGCAGGUCCACGCGCGCAUGGUCCUCCGGGGCUUCCUAUCGGACCCCUCGGCGCUCCGCGAGCUCAUCUUCGCCUCCUCUGUCGGUGUCCGCGGCGGCACCGCGCACGCCCGCCUAGUGUUCGACCGAAUCCCGCACCCCGACCGGUUCAUGUACAACACCCUCAUCCGCGGCGCCGCGCACAGUGACGCGCCCCGGGACGCCGUCUCCAUCUACGCGAGCAUGGCGCGGCACAGCGGCGGCUGCGGCGGUGUGAUGGUGUGGCCGGACAAGCGCACCUUCCCGUUCGUGCUCCGCGCCUGCGCCGCCAUGGGCGCGGGCGAAACCGGGGCGCAGGUCCACGCGGACAUCAUCAAGGCCGGGUGCGAGUCGGACGCCUUCGUGAGGAACUCAUCGACAUGCACGCUACCUGCGGGGACCUAG
Molecule: messenger RNA, 495 nt
Organism: Miscanthus lutarioriparius
Lineage: Eukaryota; Viridiplantae; Streptophyta; Magnoliopsida; Poales; Poaceae
Source: the annotation of a GenBank genome assembly